Dothidotthia symphoricarpi CBS 119687 is the source of this 1122-nucleotide messenger RNA. RefSeq lists its product as uncharacterized. NCBI's taxonomy places the organism in Eukaryota, Fungi, Ascomycota, Dothideomycetes, Pleosporales, Dothidotthiaceae. The record is from RefSeq and is a predicted model, not a curated record. The annotation marks the transcript as partial. The transcript is spliced from 2 exons. Gene Ontology annotation, molecular function: hydrolase activity.
CACAGCAAACCCACAAGACCAAUACCCACCAUCCAAGCAACGAAAACCCAGCACACACACACCUCAACCCACUCAAACGCAAAACCCCCCACAAUGCCACCCCAAAACUUCCUAGACACACACAUCCACCUCUGGCCCUCAACAGCCACCUCCCCCCGUGACCACGCAUGGAUGACCCCAAACCACUUCCUCGCCGCCCGCCACGGAAUCACAGACUACGAGGCUGUCGCCACGCCCCCGCCAUCAGGAUUCAUCUACGUAGAGACAGACCGAUAUCUGCCUGCGCUGCCCGCUGAGCUCAGCAGCAGCAGCCACUCCCUCUCGCAAAGCAGUGAGGCGGCGCUGGAAUCCUGGGCCGCACAACCCCUCGAGGAGCUCCGAUUCCUGCGCCGCAUCGCGGAGAAUGCACCAGCCGAGGGCGACGGGUUUAGUAGCCACACAGAGUCUGCGCGGAUGAAGGGCGCUGUUGUGUGGGCGCCGUUAUGCCUUUCUACUGCGCUGUUCGAGCUUUAUCUACGGAUUGCGGAGCGGGUUGCGGGACCGGUGUUGUGGGCGCGUAUUGUGGGGUUCCGGUUCUUGCUUCAGGGGAAGGGGGAGGGGGAGGUUGCCAGGCUGACUGGGAGUGCGGAGUGGGUUUCUAAUAUGGUGUUGCUGGGGAGGGGGAGGGGAGGGAAGGGGUGGGCGUUUGAUGUUGGGGUUGAUGUGCAUCGGGAUGGGGUGGGGGUUUUGGGGGAGGUGGCGGGUAUGAUUGAGCGGGUUAGGGAGGCUGAGGCUAAGAAGGAGGGGGGUGGGGAGGCGAGGGUGAGGUUUGUGUUGAACCACCUCUGCAAACCAGACCUCUCCCCCGCUUCCCCAACCCCAACCCCACAAUACCUAACAGCACUCACCCGCCUCGCCCCCGACCCAAACAUCUACAUCAAGCUCUCCGGCCCUUUUAACGAGUUCACUCCCUCUCCCACACCAUCCACCGUUCCCGCACUGCUCGACGCACUCCGCCCAACGCUCGACGUCGUCGUAAACCUCUUCCCCGGCCGCAUCAUGUUCGGGUCUGACUGGCCUGUGUGCAACGUCGGGGGGCCGAAGGGCGAGGCGGGGAACUGGGCGUUUUGGGUUGAGGCUGUG